Stegastes partitus (bicolor damselfish) is the source of this 621-nucleotide messenger RNA. It is a transcript of the gene snrpd1, whose product is annotated as small nuclear ribonucleoprotein D1 polypeptide. Bases 109 to 468 code for a protein of 119 amino acids. The transcript is spliced from 4 exons. Gene Ontology annotation, molecular function: RNA binding. Lineage: Eukaryota; Metazoa; Chordata; Actinopteri; Pomacentridae. The record is from RefSeq and is a predicted model, not a curated record. Gene Ontology annotation, biological process: spliceosomal snRNP assembly; RNA processing.
CGUAUCCGCGCGACUCAAACGUACCUGGUACAUCAGCGGCCUGUUUUCAGAGCAUCGCUGUAAUUUUUCUCUCCGGUGGAGGAUUUCUCUCUGCAGUCCAUCACCAUCAUGAAACUAGUCAGGUUUUUGAUGAAGCUCAGCCAUGAGACGGUUACCAUUGAACUGAAGAAUGGCACCCAGGUCCAUGGCACCAUCACAGGUGUUGAUGUGAGCAUGAACACCCACUUGAAGGCGGUGAAAAUGACCCUGAAGAACAGGGAGCCCACUCAGCUGGAGUCUCUCAGCAUCCGUGGCAACAACAUCCGCUACUUUAUCCUGCCGGACAGCCUCCCACUGGACACCCUCCUGGUCGACAUCGAGCCAAAGAUCAAGUCCAAGAAGAGAGAAGCAGUUGCUGGACGGGGACGAGGCAGAGGACGAGGGCGUGGCAGAGGAAGGGGACGAGGACGAGGUGGCCCAAGGAGAUGAUCACACAGUUGUACAGCUGUUUCUCACCACCUCACUGUUUGUACAGGAUUUUUUUUUUUCUUUUGCUCAGAGGAAACGAUUUGUGAAUUUCUGCGUGCUUUUCGUUUUUUUUCUUAUUUUGUACAUUAAAAUGCUCCUUAUCAAGAGGAUAAA